Messenger RNA from Enterobius vermicularis (human pinworm), 2037 nucleotides. NCBI's taxonomy places the organism in Eukaryota, Metazoa, Nematoda, Chromadorea, Rhabditida, Oxyuridae. The record is from the annotation of a GenBank genome assembly.
UUUUUAGCAGAAGUAAUAUUGUCCUCAAUGAACGCAUCAGCAGAUCCUUGUGAGGAUUUCUAUGAAUUUGCUUGUGGAAAUUGGAUGAUUGAGCAUCCAAUACCCGACGAUGCGCCUUCUGUGUCUAAUUUUGAAAAUCUUGGACAAAAACUGGAACUAGCGCUCAAAAAUUUGCUGGAAGAGCCGCACGACAGGGCCACAGAGGGCGCAGCUGUUGGAAAGGCAAAAAAGUUUUAUCAGAUAUGCUUAAAUGAAACCUUAAUUGCUUUGACUUGGAGAAGCACAUUUUCAAAUUUGAUCAAAUCAUUUGGUGGAUGGCCAACAUUGGAGUCUAAUAAAAGUACUGAACAUGUUAAAACUGAGGAACUGUACGGUAAUUUAGUGGCAAAGUAUAGAGCAGAUUUUUUAUUCAAAGCAACGGUCAACUUAGAUGACAAAAAUUCCGAAGUGUAUGUUCUGGUGAUCGAUCAACCGACAAUGCUUCUACAAAGCUCAAAAGCUUAUGGUGUUGAUAGUGACGAAAGACAAGCAUAUGUAACACUGAUCAAAGAUGUGCUUAAAAUUUUUGAUGUUAAUCCACAAGUUAUUGAAGAUGACGUGAAUAGCCUACUGGAAUUUGAAACACAGUUAUCCAAUAUUACUAUACCUGACGGAAACCGUCAUGACGUAGGAUCCUUAUACAGCAAGUCGACAGUUGAAGAACUGACCCAGAAAUACAAGUUCUUCAACUGGACCUUAUUUUUCAACACUUUAUUUCAGUGGGUGUUUAAUUUCAAGCAAAACAUUGCAUACGAAAACGGCACUAAAAUUGUAAUUGAAAAAUCAACAGAUGUUGUUUUAUACGGCGAAGAAUUUUUUGUCAAUUUCAAUACACUGAUGUCACAGUUUCCGAAAAGAACUGUACUGAACUACCUGUCCUGGUCAUGGUUUUUCAAGAAUAUGCUUCGUGACCUGCCAGACCCAUUUGCAAUGGCUGUUCUAAAGUUUUACCGUGCUCUGAGCUAUAUGCAAAUUCCUAAACUACGAUGGCAUAAUUGCGUUACUCGAAUUAACUACCUUAUGCAAAUGGCUACAUCGAGCAUGUACGUAAAACGUUACUUUGAUCAUGAAGCCAAAAAACAGGUUGAAGAAAUGAUCGAACUAAUUAUGCAAGCAUUUUCAGAGAUGCUUCAGUCUGAAGAGUGGAUUUCAAAAGAAACAAAAAAAUUUGCUCAAGAAAAGGUAACAGCUAUGAACCGAAAAAUUGGUUAUCCGGAUUACUUGAACAAUAUAUCUGCUGUCGAUGAGGAAUACGAGGGCUAUAAAGUAUAUGAGCAAAAUUUUUUCAGAACCAAAUACAACUUUAUUGAGGCGUAUCAGAAGGAUAUUCUUCGACGAAUAAACACUCGAGUAAGGAGAGACAGGUUAGCUUUGGCUGUUAAUACAACUCCAAAUGCGAACGAAAUAAUAUUUCCUGCUGGAAUACUACAGCCAGUAUUUUAUGAUAAAAAUUUUCCAUCUUCAAUGAACUUUGGUGGCAUUGGUGUUGUUAUUGGUCAUGAAAUAACUCACGGCUUUGAUGACAGAGGUCGGUUAUACGAUAAGUAUGGAAACAUUCGGCAAUGGUGGGACAACGCAACAAUUUUGGAGUUUGAGAAAAGGGCUAAGUGUAUUACCGAACAGUACGCAGAAUUUCAGCUUCGACAAGUCAACAUGUCCGUCGACGGCCAAUUGACAAAGGGAGAAAAUAUAGCGGACAAUGGCGGGCUAAAACAAGCCUACAGCGCGUACAAAAAGCAUGAAAAGGAGCAUCCGGUAACUUUGCGGUUACCUGGAAUCAACAUGACCAAUGAUCAACUUUUUUUCUUGAAUUAUGCUCAAAUUUGGUGUGGCGCAAUGAAUGAUAAAGAAGCUGCAAGAAAAGUGUCUUUUUCAGAGCACUGUCCUGGGCUGAUAAGAGUCCGUGGACCUUUAUCAAAUUCACUUGAUUUUGCUCGAGCGUUUAACUGCCCAUUAGGUAGUACAAUGAAUCCGAUUCGUAAGUGUCGAGUAUGGUGA